AUGGGUUGGCCAGCACUUGAUCUUCCACCACCAAUCAGACCUGAUUUUACUGCUCGCGUAAAUUUGGCAAAGGUUAACAAUGCUUCUCUUAACCUUUUAGGCAAUAUUGCAAAUGGUACUUGCCCUGCUACAGAUACAUCUUGUUACUGGCCUUGCUCUAAAUGUACUCGCCCAGCUGAUAUUUUCUAUUGCCCAACUGUGAAUGGUAAUAAUGAUACAAUUGCCAUUCUUGACCUUCUCAAAGCUCAAAAUCUAAAAAUCACUUUCUUCGUUGUUGGCUCUCGAAUAGUCUCAAAUAAUGCUAUCUUAUUAAGAGCUUUUCAAGAAGGUCAUCAAAUCGGUGUUCAUACAUGGUCUCAUUCAUACCUUACUACCCAAUCUACUGAACAGGUUAUUUCAGAAUUAGAAUGGACUGCAGAAAUUAUAAAAAAUGUAACUGGUGUCAGACCAAUAUACAUGCGUCCACCAUUUGGUGAUUAUGAUGAUCGUAUACGUGAUAUAUGCGCUCAACUCGGUUAUAAAAUUGUUAUAUGGGAUAAAGAUUCAAAUGAUUGGCAUUUCAAUGAUACAGGUUUUCAAACUUCAUGGAUUACUUCAAAUUUCUCUAGUUGGAUGAAUGAAUCUUCCACUACUGGUCAUAUUUCCCUUGAACAUGACUUAUUCUCAGUAACUGCGGCUCAAGCUCCACAAGUUGUUGAUAUUCUUGUAAAAGCUAAACGUAUUAUUAGACCUGUUGCCGAUUGUUUAGGUUACCCUGGUUUAUAUUAUAACGAAAGUAAACCUUUAACUACUACUACCCCUUCUCCUUCUCAACCUGUACAAAUUGAGGUAUAUGUUAGAAAAUGA
Molecule: messenger RNA, 846 nt
Organism: Cetraspora pellucida
Lineage: Eukaryota; Fungi; Glomeromycota; Glomeromycetes; Diversisporales; Gigasporaceae
Source: the annotation of a GenBank genome assembly